CUCACACUAAACCCUUGCUGAUUUGUAAUAUGGCAGAAAACCAUUUGGUGUUUUGGUAAAUGCAGGUCACAAUCCAAUAAAUUAACCCAAGACCAAGCGUUGGACCAGAUUGGAAAGUUUGCCAGUUGGGGACCUCUGUUGUGUUUAUUCUUAGCUCUGCGUAUUCGGCCAGUCUAUCUCUUAUUCUCUUUAUGGUCAUUAUUUGACCCCUCUCUCUCUCUCUCUCUCUCUCUCUCUCUCUCUCUCUCUCUCUCCAUAUCCUUUCAAUACCAUUGGCUUGCAAUACCAUUGGCUUGCAAUUCAGCUCACCGUCAAACUUAUCCCAAUACAAAGAAGAAGAAUGGCAAACAGUAGACAGACCAACUUACUCCUGCUGUACUUCACCAUAAUUUGUGCUGCACGUUUAACUCAAGGUUAUAGAAAACAAGUUGGAGUUCCCUUUACUCAUAGGGUCAUUCAUUUUCCUCCCUCGGAAAGGGAAUUCCCUCUGCAGGGUUUUGGGGAUCAAUGGAAGAACAAGGACUCAAGAAGAAUGAUGAUUGGAUCAACUGCACCAACCUGCACUUACAAUGAAUGCAGGGGAUGCAAGUACAAGUGCAGAGCAGAACAAGUUCCAGUGGAGGGGAAUGACCCAAUCAACAGUGCAUACCACUACAGAUGUGUCUGCCAUAGGUAAUAAAUUCACAGCAGAGAGAGCUAGUACUACUAGAAACUGAGCUAAGAGAAAUUGUGAAAUUGUGCAGCAAAAUUGCAUGGACUUUUUCAAGUCUAUUAAGUCACCUCUAUUUGCUGCACUGUUUUGUUAGUAAAACUAGUUACAUGAGUGUCCCAUUAGCUGUUAUAGGAUUCUUUCCAGAUUCGGGAUGUUGGCUCGUAUGUUACCUUAUUAAGUUGCAGAGAUUAGUUUUGUCAUCGGUUGCAUAUAUAUUGAAAAAAGAGUAUUACCUUCGGUUAUAUCCGCAAAA
This is a messenger RNA of Rhododendron vialii, 965 nucleotides long. RefSeq lists its product as uncharacterized. Lineage: Eukaryota; Viridiplantae; Streptophyta; Magnoliopsida; Ericales; Ericaceae. Gene Ontology annotation, biological process: positive regulation of stomatal complex development. The transcript has 3 exons. Bases 341 to 676 code for a protein of 111 amino acids. The record is from RefSeq and is a predicted model, not a curated record.